CUUUCAAGGCUUGAAAAAAUUAUGCAGCGUAAUGAUCGUCUAGUGUUCUGGCUUGGCCCCAUACCAUGUUUAUUUCUGAAAAAACAUGACGAUAUCGCUACUGUAUUAAAUCAGAGCUUGGAUCGUGACUUCCUCGGAGCAACAGACGAGUGGCUGGGUAAAGGGAUAUUAACGGCCAGACAUGAAGAAUGGACCAAAUCUAGGAAAAUGCUAACGCCAGCUUUUAGUUCAAAUAUGCUUACAAAAUAUGCGAAAGUCUUCGAAAAAUAUUCCUUUCAUCUCGUCGAGAAGUUGAAACCAGUUGCAGACACCGGUAAAGAAAUUGAUGUUUGGGAUUGGUUGAUGAAAGCAAAUCUGGAUGCCAUUACAGAAAGUUCAUUCGGUGUUUCAAUUCAAACUGGAGGAAAAAUCGGAGAAGCAUUUUGCCUUGCUAUACACGACGCCAUCAAGUUCAUAGUGAAACGUUUCCAAUAUCCUUGGCUGAUUUCACGCCAUCUUAAUAUGAUCUAUUUGCACAUGAUAGGUAAAACUAAUUCUAUCCACGAUGUCAAACAGUAUCCGACAAUGGUAUUGAAACAAAACAUAAAAAAUUUUCAAGAUUUACAACGUGAUGAUAACGCGCCUAGUAAUGACGACACCUCCCAUGCAAUAAUCGAUUUACUGGUCAGAUUUAGUUUUAAAGAACCCAGUGUCACCGAAAUACGUAUGAGAGACGAAUUAUUACAAAUAAUGGGAGCGGCAAUCGAAACGUCACCAUUGAACAUGAGUUUUCUAAUGUUAAUGCUGGCAAUGCAUCAAGACAUUCAGCAAAAAGCUUAUGAAGAGGUUUUCAAAAUCAAGACUGACGAUGGCACCUUCAAGCCUCACGAUAUCAUCAUCAAUAUGCCAUAUGUGGAACAAUGCAUCAAAGAAACAUUACGGAUGUUUACUCCAGUAUUUCAUACGAACAGACGUGUUCAUAAAGAUAUUUUAUUGAAAGAUAAUAUGAUAAUUCCAGCAAAUACUUAUGUUACAACGUUUAUACAUUUUUCGAAUUACGAUCCUGAUUUAUACAAAAAUCCUGAGAAAUUCGAUCCGGAGCAUUUUAGCGAGAAAGCUGUAGAAGCAAGACCUAAAACAAGCCAGCUAAGCUUUGGUUAUGGGCCCAGAUCAUGUUUAGGUUCAAAGUACGCGAUGCUGCUCAUCAAAACACAAGUUGCUCACAUUUUGCUCAAUUAUCGAAUAUCAACCGAUGUCGAGGAGUUCACAAAAACACAUUUGAAAAUGGAUAUCAGCAUCAGAAGUAAAAUCGGAUACCCGAUUAGAUUUACCAGCAGGCGUGACCGGUCGUCAAUUAUGAAUAGUUAAAUAGAGACAAAUAAAUCAUUUGAUUGUAUUUUUUAUAA
This is a messenger RNA of Planococcus citri (citrus mealybug), 1385 nucleotides long. Its product is annotated as cytochrome P450 4C1-like. The coding region runs from base 22 to 1347 and encodes 441 amino acids. NCBI's taxonomy places the organism in Eukaryota, Metazoa, Arthropoda, Insecta, Hemiptera, Pseudococcidae. Gene Ontology annotation, molecular function: monooxygenase activity; oxidoreductase activity, acting on paired donors, with incorporation or reduction of molecular oxygen; iron ion binding. The record is from RefSeq and is a predicted model, not a curated record. The transcript has 11 exons.